UGCAGUAGGGGAUAUAUCUUUGACGAACCAAACAUCAGCGAAUCAACUAACUAAAGUGGACGAAAGGAUUAUUUAUCAAACGCUGUUGCGAGUUUCUACAUUGUUUCACUUUUUUCGCGGUCAUAAUGUCAGAUGAGGAAGAUGACUAUAUGUCCGAUGCAUUUCUUAGUAAAAUACAAGAUGUCAAGCCAGGGGUCAGCAUGGUGAGGCGGGCAAAAGAAGCAAUGAAGAAGGAAACACGGCAAAAGGAGACGAACACCAAGAACCGUCAAAAGACUUACAAGGAGCAGGAGAAAGAAAGCAGAGAGGCAGCUAUGGAAAACUCCAUUUGCAAUCAGAACAAGGGAUUUGCACUUCUGCAAAAAAUGGGUUAUAAAGCUGGUCAAGGCCUUGGAAAGUCUGGAGCAGGAAGGGUUGAUCCAAUUCCUCUAAAUAUCAAAACUGACAGAGGUGGCAUUGGAAUGGAGGGGGUGAAGAAAAGAAAAGCAGAGGAAGAACUUGAACAUUAUCGUCAGAAAGUGCGGGCCAAACAACAAAAUGAGACAAAGUCUUUGGAAGAUUUCAGGUCACGAGUUAGGACGGAGAGAGAAGAGCGAAAGAUUGAGGGCGAUCUCAGAAGAAGUCAGCGAGCCUGUGAACAGCUUGACAGUCAGAAGAGCAUCACCGUCCCCAGGGAAGACUGGUACUGGCCUAAAGCAGAGACUGAAGAGGAGGAGGAUGACCUGGAGGAGGAGGAAGAUGAGGAGGAGGAGGAGGAGAAGGAGGAGGAGGAGGAGGAGAAAGAAGAGAAAGAAGAAGAGGAGGAGGAAAUCGUGGAAUUAACUUCCUUUGACAAACUACAAAUUUUGACAUCCUAUCUGAGAGCAGUCCAUUUUUAUUGCAUAUGGUGUGGAACCACCUAUAACGAUGAAGAGGACUUGUGCUCCAACUGUCCUGGAGAUACAGCAGCAGACCACGACUGAACACGAUGGAAAUGAAUGUGCUCAGUUGUUCCUGUGAAAAAGCCUUUUCAUUUUAAGGUGUACUGAUCACACUUGGCUUUAAUAUGCAAAGUUGGGGAUCAUAUGUGGAGGAAUAUUUAUUCAUCAUCCCAAUUAGUAUUCUUGUCUAUCUGGCAAAGGGCGUCACUGUUUAUAUUGUCUGUAGUUGGUGGCCCUACAUUUUUCUUUACAUUUAGAAAUGCUGUGGGAGAUUUAAGAUAUCUAUUAUGUAUAUAUUUUUCAAAAGAUUUGACAUGUUGCAUACUUGUGUUUUCAUUAAAUAAAUAUACCUUGUUCUCUUAUAUAUUGUUUUAUGUAAGAUACCUAAUAUACAAUAAAUCACUCAAGGUUUAAUUUACUCAACAAAAUGUAAGAUGUUGUUACACUUUCUACACCUGUAAUCUGUAUGAUAUCUGUAAUUUUUCCUUCAUGUGUAAAGUUGUGAUUUUACAUGGAUCUCAAAACGUUUUAUUCUAUUGUCCUCUAGUGCUGGUAUAUGAUUUAAAAUUUAGACUUUACCACAAUAUAUGAGCAUAGCAGCAAAUGCGUUAGGGUUGCUUGGUUGAAGGGUUUCUCUCGUAUGUGUCUCUGAAGUGGUGAAACUUCAAACAAUAGUUUUGUAAGAUGCCUAAAAUUAAAGAUACUCCGCCCAUU
Pungitius pungitius (ninespine stickleback) is the source of this 1634-nucleotide messenger RNA. RefSeq names its product G patch domain containing 11 (gene gpatch11). The record is from RefSeq and is a predicted model, not a curated record. The transcript is spliced from 8 exons. NCBI's taxonomy places the organism in Eukaryota, Metazoa, Chordata, Actinopteri, Perciformes, Gasterosteidae. Gene Ontology annotation, molecular function: nucleic acid binding. Gene Ontology annotation, cellular component: kinetochore. Bases 126 to 962 code for a protein of 278 amino acids.